Messenger RNA from Sphaerulina musiva SO2202, 5661 nucleotides. RefSeq lists its product as uncharacterized. Gene Ontology annotation, molecular function: protein binding; protein-macromolecule adaptor activity. Bases 382 to 5136 code for a protein of 1584 amino acids. The transcript has a single exon. The record is from RefSeq and is a predicted model, not a curated record. Gene Ontology annotation, biological process: cellular response to starvation; positive regulation of protein serine/threonine kinase activity; regulation of autophagy. NCBI's taxonomy places the organism in Eukaryota, Fungi, Ascomycota, Dothideomycetes, Mycosphaerellales, Mycosphaerellaceae. Gene Ontology annotation, cellular component: cytoplasm; TORC1 complex.
CAGCAUCUCUGACUUCCAGCAUCGAACCUGGCCCUACGCUCCGCGAGUAUCUCAUAGCCGACUACCAUACUCACCGCCAAUUACAAUCUCUGUGUGCCUUCGCAUUUGCUUGCCUUGGCGCGUGUGCACGCAGCUCCGCGGUGGAGGUCGAGGUCUGGUCUGAGCUCCCUUCUCGAAGCCUCUUCGGCGAAUCGGGACCAAAGGCUAUUGUCUGACCUCGCACUGUCCUGUCACAGGUGGUAUUGCACCGCUCGAGGCACCGACGCGGGCCGUAGACGUCCAGUGGCACGCGACAACCACCAUGUGGUGCUAGCAACCGUCGAACACCGGGAACGCCAUCGUCGCGCUCAUGCGCACGCACCGAGCUGACAAUCGCAUACCAUGACACGCGAAGGAAGCGGCGGCGCAUCAUCACCGCGAGUCCACUCCUUCCUGCCCGACCAAGUCUAUGGCCAGCGAUCGAAGCACCCACAGCCUGCCAGCAUCAGCAUAGAGCCCGCAACGAACACACCGGCGAGCAACAAGUCUGCUCCCGCUGCAGCCUUCAGGCCGACAACGCCAGCUUCUUCGCCUACUCCGCAGCCGCGCGCACAACAGAAUGGCAGCAGCGAGUACCCUAACGGCGGUGGAAAUCACAAGACUCGGGUGGAGGAAGACGAGGAUGAUUCGGACGACGACGAUGAGGAUCGGGGGCUGCAGCUGUCCGUGAACGCUCAAAGACCGGCCGCGUCUAGACCGACACUGUCCCGAGCGAGGAGCGACUUUGGCUCAGGCACGAAUCACCACCAUAACGGACACGCCAAUGGCAAGUUGCCUGGUGAGAAGAAAAAACAUGGGGAAAAUAUGAGACACGGCUGGGAGGCGCAGCUACAAAAUGAAGAGGCCGCGAAGAACCUGAGUGAGAAUUUCUUCAUGUAUUAUGAGGACAAGCGGCACGAGACUGCUGGCAAUCUGCCACCCGACUUCGACGCGAAGAACAUGGUCACGGAGUGGCGCAUGAAGGAUCGGCUCAAGACGGUCUCUGCUCUGCUGGCCGUCUGCCUGAAUGUGGGAGUUGAUCCACCAGACGUGAUCAAGACGAAUCCAUGCGCACGACUGGAGUGCUGGGUGGAUCCUGUGCCUCAAGACAGCUCGAAUCAGACGUCAAACACCACGAAUGCCCAGAUUGGAAAGAACUUGCAGGCGCAAUAUGAGAAUCUGUCUCUCCGCACGCGCUAUAAAAGUGUCAUGGACCCGACGAUAGAGGAGCUGAAGAAGAACACCGUAUCACUGCGAAGGAGCGCUCAUGCGGAACGGAUACUAUUCCACUAUAACGGGCAUGGUGUUCCCAAGCCGACCCAAAGCGGCGAGGUAUGGUGCUUCAAUCGAAGCUACACACAGUACAUUCCCAUUAGUCUCUUUGACUUGCAAGAAUGGGUGGGCGCUCCCGGGCUGUGGGUGUGGGAUUGUAGUGCAGCUGGCGGCAUCAUCCAGGGCUUCUUGGAGGGCGCGCAAAAGCACAAUGUCACCCAGCAGGAGGCGAUGAAGCGAGAUCCGAACAGAGCACAGCAACAGCCACUCGUAAAGUGGGAGGAUUGCAUCCACCUUGCAGCAUGUCGAGAGAGUGAGGUGCUACCCACCAAUCCGGAUCUACCAGCCGAUCUGUUCACAUCAUGUCUGACUACGCCCAUCAUGAUGGCUGUGCGCUUCUUCAUUCUGCAGAAUCCACUAGGCUCGACUUUUGGUGUCAAUCUCGAGCAAGCGCGAAAUAUUCCUGGAAAGGUCAGUGAGCGUAGAACGCCCCUGGGAGAGUUGAACUGGAUAUUUACGGCCAUUACGGACACCAUUGCGUGGAACUGUCUCGAGAAGCCGCUGUUUAAGAAGCUCUUCCGACAAGAUCUCAUGGUCGCUGCCCUGUUCCGCAAUUUUCUUCUCGCGCAGCGGGUGAUGCGAAGAUACCACUGUCACCCACAGUCCUAUCCCAAAAUCCCUGACACGCACGAUCACCCGCUGUGGCGAAGCUGGGAUCUCGCUGUGGAGAUGAUCUUGUCUCAACUCCCAAGCUUGAUCGAUCAGCAGAAGGCGCAUGAGGCUGCCAUAGAGGCUCUCCCACAGACUGGACACGGAGGUGGCCCACCCGCGCAGAUGCCGGAGCUCGACUACAAACACUCCGACUUCUUCGCGGAUCAGCUCUCUGCAUUCGAGGUCUACCUUACUGCAGCGCCGAGCAAUCCUAGUGUCGCCGGCUAUGCGAAGCCACCCGAGCAAUUGCCCAUCGUUCUGCAGGUCCUGCUCUCCCAAGUCCACAGAUUACGAGCACUCGUCCUGUUGUCAAAGUUCCUCGAUCUUGGUCCAUGGGCGGUCAACCUAGCAUUAAGCAUAGGAAUCUUUCCCUACGUGUUGAAGCUCCUGCAGUCUCAGGCGAUGGAGUUGAAAGCGCCCAUGGUGUUCAUCUGGGCGCGCAUACUGGCUGUGGACCAAAGCUGUCAAACAGAUCUGCUCAAAGACCAAGGCUAUGCAUACUUUACUAAUAUACUGAACGCCACGAACGGUAUUCCGAUCGGCAACGUCGCGGAACAUCGCGCCAUGUGCGUUUUUGUCAUUGCAAUGUUCUGCAAGGACUUCAAGCAAGGCAAGGCGGCAGUCCUCGACAGCAACCCAGAAGUGAUCGAGCAGUGCAUCGGCCACCUACAUGAUAUGGAAAACCCUCUCCUUCGGCAAUUUAGCUUGUUGUGUUUGAGCAACUUAUGUCGCGACUUCUCCAAUGCGAAAGAGGCUUUCAUCGCGCAUGCGGCGCAUGAGCGGAUAUGUGACCGAAGCCACGAUCCUGUCCCGGAAGUGCGGACAGCUAUGCUCAACGCAUUGACGAGCUUCAUUGCCACGGGCGAUAUCGAUGGCGACAUUUUGGACCUGGAAGAGGUUCUUGUCGGCGUCAUCAUCAGCAUGGGUAUGGAUGGCUCCAUCAUGGUACGGAAGGAGCUGACGGUAUUCUAUUCCGAGUAUGUGAAGAAGUACUUGAAGCGCUUCUUGUGUGCUGCAUUCGAGCAGCUGCAAGAGGAGCAAGAUAAGCGCAGUGGAAGAGAGCAAGCUGCAGACGACUUCAUCGCCAUGCAAAAGGAGUCUAGCAUUGAUACAUUGACCUUGUCGGGACCUGGGAACCCACUCCUCAGUGGUAUACGCUCUGCCCAUCAUCGCAGUGUCUCAGCUGCUGCUGCCGAUGACCGCGACUCACGGGCUGCAAAGGCCGUGCCGCGACAGUCAAACUCACUGGGAACGGUAUACCGUGCAGUAUGGCGACAGGUGAUGAGCUUAUCCACGGACCCGCAUCCCGAAGUCGCGCGCAAUGCGGGUAUCAUCGUGGACAGUGUGCUGGAAGCUUUGUUGGACUGCCCUCUUGGGCAAGCUGCUGAAGCAAUACUUGAAGCACUUGAACGCAGAUCCACAAUGGAGAACUCCAGUACUGGUGCUGCAGUCCAGCCUUUGAGCAGAGUACAUGCAGUUGGACAUGGUCCGCGACCUGAUACGCCGCCGAGCCCCUCUGCAUCAUCGAUAUCUUCCAAGGCCGAUGGAUACUUCGCUCUGUCGAGGACGGCCAGUGUCGCUCAAGCACUGGGAAAGUUGGUCGGUUGGGGUCCCAAGACAUCAGGGGAAGCAUCUACUCCUGGCUCGCCGACGCACAAGCGACGCGGCUCUGGCUUCGAUGUCACUACGCCGUAUCGAUCGAGACCACUCACUCCUCACGAUGCUUCUAUGCUCCCACCAGAUGCAUUAGAUAACAUUCCCGGUCCGGCCCAUCAGCCUCCGGCCAAAAUCCCUCCCACUCCAUACUUUCAAGGCCGCGAUAUUUCCGAACUCCCUGAGCUUCCCUUGAAGUCAACAUUCUUUGACUGGUCAGCUUCGUACUUCCGGGAGCCACAAAUGCGUCCUUCCGAGGCGGAUGAACCUGGGUCCAGGGACUACAACGAACGGCUUUGGCGGCGAAAUCGCAAUGACAAGAUAAUUGCCUCCACCCAGCCACUCAAGGAAGCUGCUGGGUCACAGAGCUGGGACAAGCCAUGUGGGUACUUUGGCAUUGGCGCAGCGCCCGUGAAGAUGGUAUUCCAUCAAUUCGAGAACCACUUAGUGACCAGCGACGAUCGGGACAGCAUUGCCGUGUGGGACUGGAAGGAAGAAAAACAGCUUGCACGAUUCAGCAAUGGCAAUCCGAGGAACAGUCGCGUCACAGAAUUGCGAUUCAUUAACGAGGAUGAUAUCGCCAUGCUCAUGGUUGGUUCCAGUGACGGGGUGAUCAAGAUCUACAGAGAUUAUGAUCACCUGAAGAAAAUCACUCAGGUUUCUUCCUUUCGAGCACUCAACGAUCUCGUCCCCAGCACAGGCGGGACUUCCGGUUUAGUCUUCGAUUGGCAACAAGGCCAAGGCAAAGCUCUCGUGGCAGGAGACGAUCGCGUUGUUCGCGUCUGGCAAGUCGGGCAGGAACUUUGUGUCAAUGACAUCCACACUCGAUCGAGUGCUUGCAUCACGAGUCUUACCUCAGAUCAAGUCGAAGGCAAUGUGUUCGUUGCAGGGUUCGGCAACGGUUCAGUCAAAGCUUAUGAUCAACGUCGACCCAACGCCGAGACUAUGCUCCUUGGCUGGAAGGAACACUCGUCCUGGGUGGUCGGGGUUCAUCUCCAGCGAGGCGGCAUGCGAGAGCUCAUCUCCGCAGAGUCGAAUGGCGGAAUUCGUCUUUGGGAUCUGCGGUAUGCGAGGAGCUCUGUGAACAAAAUCGACUCCGGCAGAGGCCGGGAACCGAGAAUUCUGCGCACCUUGUCUGUCCACGAACACGCUCCUGUCUUUGCUACGGGAGGUAAGGAUCAUACGAUACGAGUCUACAACACGAAGCUCCAGGCGCUGAGUAAGUUUGAACCGUACAUGUCGUAUCUCCGAGUUGGACUGGGAGCUGCCGCAAGGAAUGCUCCCAUCACUGCUACAGCCUUCCAUCCACACCGUAUGAUGUUGGCAUGUGGCGCUGUCAACGACGGGCAUGUCAACCUAUUCCGAUGUGACAUUGAAGACGAGAAGAUGAGAAAUGGCGAUGGAAUUGUGGAAGAAUGGCCCCCUGCUGGCACGAUUACGAGUAGUGGAAGUGGGUUUACGACGCCUACUUUGAAAAUGUAGGAUGCCUCCUAUUUUGGGCGUCAAAGAAGAGGCCGUCAGUGCCUGAGCGCAAGCUCGAUGACUUGAUGAUCGUCAGACAUGGGUACCCACCAGGCGUCUGCGACCCGAGGGACGAGACAGCAGCGGAGAGUGAGAAGGGAUCGAAGGACGUACAUAAAGACGAAUGGGUGGGCGGCAGACUUUUGUUUUACGCCCCGGAUAAAUUUUAGCACGGCGUUCAGGGAAGAGGGGCGGAGAAUCUUGAUAAUGAAGCUUCAGCGUUGUUAUUUGUACCUACGCAUGCAUAGCAUGGGGAGGAGGCUUAGCACAGCAAAUCUUUUUUUUUUACUUCUUGUUUUUUGGAACUUGUACGAAUGCACAGCCUGGGUCUGUGGGUGGUAGUGGUAGUGGGAUGGAAAAAGGUCAGCUGAUAUCAUCGUCACACAAUGAUGGGUCGGUUAAUUCUUUUCCUUUUUUUCGAUAAUGAUGAUGAUGAUGUAGCAGUAGCGGUAGGAGGUAGCAGUAAGGUAGCAGCGGUAGCAUUAC